AUGGUUGGUGUACUAAGAAAAUGUUUGUUUCCCCUUUUACUUUUUCUUGUCAGUGAUAGGCCUUCAAGUAGUGAGCCGAUCGCGAACCCCAAACCUCAAUUAACCUCGCGGACGGUUCGAACUAAAUACGGUGAUGUUAGUGGUGUUAUUGUUACCCUCGAUGCAAAACAUCUCGAACCUGUUGAGGUGUUCCGUGGGAUCCCCUACGCGAGUCCUCCCUUGGGUAGUUUGAGGUUUAUGCCGCCGGUAACUGGUGCUUUGUGGCAAGGUGUGAAAAUCGCUGAUAGAUUUAGUCCGGUGUGUCCUCAACGGUUACCGGAUAUUUCAAAUGAGACCGCGGCUUUGAGGAAGAUGCCGAAAGGCCGGCUGGAAUAUUUGAAAAGACUGCUGCCCUAUUUGCAGGAACAGAGCGAGGAUUGUCUUUAUCUCAAUAUUUACGCGCCGGCUCAAGUAUCUUGCCACAGAAAGUUUUUCGAACAACUUGAAUCGCAGGACUACAUCAAGAACACUGAACUCGAACUCGAGAAAUGA
Messenger RNA from Phyllotreta striolata, 531 nucleotides. The record is from the annotation of a GenBank genome assembly. NCBI's taxonomy places the organism in Eukaryota, Metazoa, Arthropoda, Insecta, Coleoptera, Chrysomelidae.